Messenger RNA from Paramuricea clavata, 2655 nucleotides. Lineage: Eukaryota; Metazoa; Cnidaria; Anthozoa; Malacalcyonacea; Plexauridae. The record is from the annotation of a GenBank genome assembly.
AUGUCCUCUAUCGUGUUAAGUAUCGUCAAUCUUGCAACAAACGCUCUUUUCAACAAUGUUUGCGACCGCAUAGCAAAUAGAUUGAAGCAUGGAGAUUGUACGGAUGAGAAAUGUCGGCAGUUGAUAAGUCGAGAACUCGAUGAAAUCAAAACAAAACUCAAUGGCUUAGCUCGUAAAGAUCUUCUAAGCAGCGUUUGCUUUCUUAAAGACGGUUUGUGCAUUCUAAACCACACUUUUGAAGACACAGCAAACGAAAGUGAAGCUUACGAAGUCGAAAAUAAACUGGAAUACGUCGAGGAAUGCCUGAAACUCGACGGCCAUGAAGAUUUACAUUGGAAACAAUCCAACGAAGAAUUGCAUUCCCAAAUUGCAAUAUUCAACAAGGCCUUAAAUCGUUCUUCACAGACGUUGGAUGUUACGUCCAAAGAGCGUUUUAUCUCGGCGAAGUUAUCGUUUGAAAACGCCUACCUGAAAGCGACAGAUGCUUUCAACAACGAAGCGCUAAGUACCACCGAACGGAUUCUGGCAACAAAAUUACGAGUGGUUUCCAAAAUUUUGCAGUGUUUAGAAGAUCCAGAUAUGGCGAUAGCUUUUUGUAAGCUGUUUUUACAGCAGUUACACGAACUACCCGCGGUGAAGAAACGGUAUGUAUAGGGUAAACUUCCGGAAACACGAUCAUGUUUUCUUUGACAAGUUUGCUUAAAUUUAAAUUUCUCCGCGUGUGUACUCUCAACAAGUUUUCCUUCACAAGUUUCUCUUCACAAGUUUACCUUGCCCAUGUGUACAGUCUGCCAGUUUUCCUUGUUUGCCAAAACCGUAGAAGUAUUUCUUGUACAUUUGUCUAGUUUUCCUUGGGCUUGGCGAUCGUACACACCAACAAAUUUUCCUUGUCCAAUAGCUGGCAUGACUGGUUUUGGAAAAAGGCAAGGAAAAAUUGUCAAUUUUUUGCCGUACACACGCGAAUAAUAAAACUUGUCACUGAGGAAAAAUUGCCUCUCUGUGCGGUGCUUAAGUGUAUUUGCAUGUAAACUUUAUUUAAGGAUGCUGGUGACUGGUGUCAUCAAUGUUGGUUUUUGUGAGGGAGAUACGUAGCGAAUAAAAUGCGCUUAUAACAAAAUCACUACAUCUUAAACCGUUGUCUAGAACGAAUAAGAGUUGCCUGGCAAGCCAUGAGAGUUUUUUUUAAUGAAAGAGCUAACACAUUACAAAAGAAGUGAACGAUGGCCCUUUUUAUCGGAAGCCCUUUUUUAACGGGCAUGCCACUUUUAAUGAAAGAACGACAGCCCUUUUUAACGAAAGCUUUUUAACGUUUUUUAAAAAGGGCUAACACUGAUUACAAAUGAAAUGAACGAAAGAUGCAAAAUAAACAAUUAAAUUACUAUUUCUAUAGCCCUUAUCUAAACCGCAUAUUUUUAGUAUGAUCCAAUAAUCGUGCGUUAUUAAUCGAUUCAGGCAUAAUGUUGUAUAAGAAAAUUACCGUGCAAGUAUUGCGAUCUAUAGGAAAUCUUUUAAUUGUGAUAAAAAAAAUUUCAGGAAUUCCCUUCUCGGUUUUGGGAGAGCUAAAUCAGUAAUAUUGCAACUAUUCCUAGGUUUACCGUCUUCUUUCGAGGCCAAAUGAAAUCCCAUCUUAGCAAGAAGAAGCGAGUCGACAAUAUUCGUUGUGUGACGGAGUUGAAUUACGCCCUGUACGAGUACGCGAAAUCAUUUGCGAAGACCGGUCUUGAAAUUUUGGCAUCUUGGCCCAAAAUAAAGCUACGUGAGAAAGCGAUUAAUCCGUUGUUGGUCUCGAAUAAAGUCCUGAAGAAGAUGGCAAAGUCUGGAUUACGUUCUCCCAACCAGUUUCUAUUCAAAGAAAUCAACAACUUCAAAUGCGUUGCAGUGAAUAGCAGAGGGGAAAUAAUUACGAAUAGCAAAAGCGGUGACAGUUUGGAAGUGUUUUCAAGCGACGGAGGCAUCGUAGGGUCAUUCUGUUUUGAUUCAGAGGACACCCAAAAGAACCAUUUCGAAAUACUGGCAUUGGCUGUUGGUUCAGAUGAUUCUUUGCAUGCCGUAACCCGUUACAAAACAGAGGACUCGUUUUACUACAAAUUGUACGUAUUCGAUGCUAACCUUGACCGUGUUCAGCAACAAGUUUACCUGGAGUGCUUAACAGGUCCGGGCGAGAGUCAUCACAGCGUGUGCAUCGCUGUGGACGCAAACAAGAAUAUCUUCAUCACAAAACAAGACGAUGCCAAAGUCUUCAUUUUCGACCGCAAUGGUAAUGCGAAAAACAGUUUCACACUACAAAGCUGGAAUUUGAUCAAGGACUUGAAAAUUUCUACAACAGGGGAUGUCAUUGCUGUCGAGCUUGUGGGGAAAACCGUUGGAAUUUAUACCGAAGACGGUGCACUAAAAGAAGAGAUCACUUUGCCUAGCUUGCAUAAAGUAUGUGGGCUGGCAUUUGAUCAUAUUGACAAUAAAAUCAUUGUCCUUGCAGAGGUUCUUACUGGUUGUUUCCACGAGUAUCGUUUAUUGAGUUACUCUGAGUGCGGAGAGUUGGUGAAAACGUUGGUUUUACCUCGACAGAAGGGAUCCACCGGAUAUCGUAUUACGUCACAUCCGAAUGGUCCACUGGCUGUUGUACAUGGAACUGGAGCUAUAUUUCUUCGCUAUUAA